Molecule: messenger RNA, 564 nt
Organism: Strongyloides ratti
Lineage: Eukaryota; Metazoa; Nematoda; Chromadorea; Rhabditida; Strongyloididae
Product: Sulfotransferase family and P-loop containing nucleoside triphosphate hydrolase domain-containing protein
Exons: 1
Coding region: 1-564 (187 amino acids)
Biological process (GO): positive regulation of response to oxidative stress
Cellular component (GO): membrane
Molecular function (GO): chondroitin 4-sulfotransferase activity
Source: RefSeq, a predicted model, not a curated record
AUGGUAAUUGAAACUUUACAAAGUAUUGAUAUUAUUAAUUCAACAGAAAUAAAUCAAAAUCAACUUUAUAAUAGAAAAGUUAUUCCAGAAAAGUAUUUUGUUGCUCCUAAAUAUAAAUUAGCAACAUGUGCUGUUCAUAAAAGUUUCAGUGCUAUGAUUACUAGUAUAUUAUGUUAUUUAGAUGAUGAAAAAGAAUUUUUUAAAAAAUAUAAUCAUUUGGCAGAUUUUACUUUUAAAUUUAAAAGAUGUGUAGAUAAAAAAAAUAACAAUUUAGGAUCUUUUAAUGAAUUAGUUAAAAUUCAUGGAAAAAAUGAUAAAGAUAAUUUUUUAAAUAAUUGGAAAGUUAUUAUGAUUAUUAGAAAUCCAAUAGAAAGAUUUAUAAGUGGUUUUGUUCAUUUUUGUUACUAUCGACAUUAUUCAUCUACCGGAAAAAUGUGCAUGAAUUGUGGUAAUAAUUAUAUUUGUUAUGUAAAUAAAUUAACUAAUAUAUUAAAUUCUAAUUAUACGAAAAUAGUAAAAACACCUCAACCAGUAAAAUUACAUUUUUUUCCUCAAACAAUGUAA